Molecule: messenger RNA, 6019 nt
Organism: Procambarus clarkii (red swamp crayfish)
Lineage: Eukaryota; Metazoa; Arthropoda; Malacostraca; Decapoda; Cambaridae
Product: filaggrin-2
Source: RefSeq, a predicted model, not a curated record
AUGGUGGCAUCCCAGGUAUUAGUGUUGGCUGUAUCUGCAGUCUUAGCAGCGUCAGAAGCAACAAAGAACGCGUACCUGCCUGGCAGAGGCCCAUUGCAACAUAGCAAGACAGAUACGUCCUUGUCUUUCGACUACCAGUACCAAGUUAACGCUGCUGACACAGGUGACCAGAAAUCACAAAAGGAAUCUCUUAAAGAUGGUGUUGUAGUUGGCUCCUACUCCGUUCUCCAGCCUGACGACCUCUUAAGAAUAGUGAAUUAUCGCGUCGAUGACGAAUCGGGCUUCAAAGCGGAAGUCCUGUACCAGAAGGUAAAGGGUCGUUCAUCACCGCAAGCAGUGUACCAAUCAGAUUCCAGUUUAGCUUCUGGAUUACAGGAUUUCAAGAGGUUCGACAUAUCCCCGACAUCUGGAGUCGGGACGUCCAGUGACUCAUCUACACGUUCUAGAGUUUCUGAAUCAUUCAUACGAUCUUCAACCUCUAAUAUAAAAUUGAAAUCAGCUCCUUUAUUCAACUCUGGCUCAUCCUUUGGAGAAAGCGAAGGCUCUUCAGGCACCAGUUUUGGUUCUUCCUCAGGAUCAAGUUUUAGAUCGCCUUCCAGGUUUGGUUCUACCACUAAACAUGACGGUGGUUCUAUUGGUUCCAGGCCCAUUAAUCCAACCAGUUCCACUCUUGGUCAUUCCUCUAGCUCUAAAAUUGGUUUCUCUGGUACCGGUAUUAGGUCUUCCACUGGCUCCAGUUUCGGGUCUUUUAUUGGAGAUAAGAUUGACUCUUCCGAUUCUACUAGUUCUACGAGAUCCCGUCUAGGCUUAUCAAAUGCCAACACUGAAUCUUCCUUGAGAUCUAACUCUGGAUUUUCUGGCUCCUCCGGUUCUAGUUUUGGUUCUCCGGUAUCACACGAGGGUUCUUCUGGGUCUCAUUUGGGUUUCACCUCAAGGUCUAACUUAGGCCAUUUUGGCUCUUCUGUUGGGUCUUCCGGUUCCAGUUCUCGUUCUUCUGGAUUUGGUUUAGGAUCAUUUAGUACUGGUUCUGGUCAUUCAUUGAGAUCUGAUUCGAAAUCCUCUGUCUCAGGAAUUAACGCUGCCUCUUCUGGUUCUUCAACAGGAUUUAAAGCUGGUGCUUCUGGCUCUAAUUUUGGUUCGUCUGGUUCACGUGAAGAUUCGUCCGGUGGUAGUUUUAUACCUUCCUUGAAAUCUAGUUCUGGAUUUUCUGAUUCUUCAACUGCACGUCACAUUGAGUCUUUUGCUUCAGGACUUGGGUCUUCUGGAUCUAACUUUGAUCCCUCUGAUUCCAGGCUCGGUUCCUCUGAACCAAAUUUAGUUUCUUCUAGCUCUACUUUUGACCUUUCUUCAAACCAUGGCGUUAAAUCUUUUGGCUUGAGUGCUGGCUCUUCCAGCGAAUCUAAUUUUAGACCUUCCUCUAGGCCUGACUCAGCCACUGGAUCCAGUUUUGUCUCGUCAGGUUCUAGUUUUGGUUCUACUGGGCCGAAUUUAGUUCAGUCUGGUACUGUUUUCGGGGCAUCUGCUGGAUCUAAAUUUGGCUCCUUGGAUUCUAGUUUUGGAUUAACUGCUUCUGGUUCUUUAGGUUCAAGUAUAGAUUCUACUCAGUCCAGUUUCGCCUUGUCCAAAUUUAAUACUGGGUUCCCCUUAGUUUCCAACCUUAGGUCAUCCACUGGAUCUAACUUCGACUCUGUCAAUUCUAGUUUUGAUUCUUUAAGAUCUAAUUUAGAUUCCUUUGAUUCGAAUUAUAUAUCUUUCACAGGAUCAAACUUUGGUUCUAGCUCUAAUGAUGGGUUUCAUAAGUCAGGACCGGCGCUUUCUGAAUCUAAGCGUGAUUUUUCCAAUUUUAAUAUUGGUUCAACUGAAUUAGGUGUAGACUCUGUUGGCUCCAGGAUUAGCACUUCCAGUCCUAAUUUUGGCUCCUCUGGAACAAAUGGAAGGUCUUCUACUUUCAAGUUGGAUUCUAAUACUUCUAAUUUAGACACUCCUAGAUCAAAUAUUGAGUCUUCUGGUUCCAAGCUUAGUUCUCCAAGUUCUAAUGUAGGAUCUUCUAAAUUAAGCUCACAAUUUUCUGGUUCAAGUUCUGUGACUUCCAGAUUUAGUCCAGGAUUUACUAAUGCUAUUAACUCUGGGUCUUCACUGGGAUCCAAUCAUGGUUCUGGAUCGAGUGCUGGAUCUUCUGUUGUCAAAUUUGAACCUAAUUUUGAAUCUUCUAGUUCUAAUUUUGGUGUUUCUGGAUCUAAAUUAGGGUAUACAUCUGGUUCCAGCACUGAACGUGACAUCCACUCAUUCGGUCCUCACCAAGACUCUACCACUGAAUCAGAGUUUGGAACUCCUAGUUAUACUUUUGGCUCUUCUAAGCCAAAUGUUAAAUCAUCAGAUUCCAGUUUUGGUUCUUCUCCACUCAACUUUGGAUCAUCAGGUUCCAAUUUUGGCUCUUCAAGAACUGCCCUUGUAUCAACAGGUUCUAGUUUUACCACUUCUGAAACUAGCCUUGGAUCAUCAGGUUCCAAUGUUGAUUCUUCUGGAAUUACAGUUGGGUCAACAAGUUCCAAUUUUGGUUCUGAAACUAACCUUGCUUCAUCAGCUUCCAGUUUCGGAGCUUCUGGAACUACACUUGAAUCAUCAGGUUCCAGUCUGAGCUCUUCUGGAACUACUCUUGGUUCCUCUUUGAGGUCUCCUGAAACCGACAUUGGAUCAUCAGUGCCUAGCUUUGGCUCUUCUGGAAUUACUCAUGGAUCAACAGGUUCCAGUUUUGGCUCUUCUGGAACUACUCAUGGAUCAACAGGUUCCAGUUUUGGCUCUUCUGGAACUACUCAUGGAUCAACAGGUUCCAGUUUUGGCUCUUCUGGAACUGCUCAUGGAUCAACAGGUUCCAGGUUAGGCAUUUCUGGAACUACUCAAGGAUCAACAGGUUCCAGUUUUGGCUCUUCUGGAACUACUCAUGGAUCAACAGGUUCCAGGUCUGGCUCUUCUGGAACUAUUCAUGGAUCAACUGGUUCCAGUUUUGGUUCUUCUGGAACUACUCAUGGAUCAACUGGUUCCAGUUUUGGUUCUGGAACAACUCAUGGAUCAACAGGUUCCAGUUUUGGCUCUUCUGGAACUACUCAUGGAUCAACAGGUUCCAGUUUUGGUUCUGGAACUACUCAUGGAUCAGUAAGUUCCAGGUCUGGCUCUUCUGGAACUACUCAUGGAUCAACUGGUUCCAGUUUUGGUUCUGGAACUACUCAUGGAUCAGUAAGUUCCAGGUCUGGCUCUUCCGGAACUACUCAUGGAACAACUGGUUCCAGUUUUGGUUCUGGAACUACUCAUGGAUCAGUAAGUUCCAGGUCUGGCUCUUCUGGAACUACUCAUGGAUCAACAGGUUCCAGUUUUGGUUCUGGAACUACUCAUGGAUCAGUAAGUUCCAGGUCUGGCUCUUCUGGAACUACUCAUGGAUCAACUGGUUCCAGGUUUGACUCUUCUGGAACUACUCAUGGAUCAACUGGUUCCAGUUUUGGUUCUGGAACUACUCAUGGAUCAACAGGUUCCAGUUUUGGCUCUUCUGGAACUACUCAUGGAUCAAUAGGUUCCAGGUUAGGCUCGUCUGGAACUACUCAUGGAUCAACAGGUUCCAGUUUUGGCUCUUCUGGAACUACUCAUGGAUCAACAGGUUCCAGUUUUGGUUCUGGAACUACUCAUGGAUCAACAGGUUCCAGUUUUGGCUCUUCUGGAACUACUCAUGGAUCAACAGGUUCCAGUUUUGGUUCUGGAACUAUUCAUGGAUCAGUAAGUUCCAGGUCUGGCUCUUCUGGAACUACUCAUGGAUCAACAGGUUCCAGUUUUGGCUCUUCUGGAACUACUCAUGGAUCAACAGGUUCCAGUUUUGGUUCUGGAACUACUCAUGGAUCAACAGGUUCCAGUUUUGGCUCUUCUGGAACUACUCAUGGAUCAACAGGUUCCAGUUUUGGUUCUGGAACUAUUCAUGGAUCAGUAAGUUCCAGGUCUGGCUCUUCUGGAACUACUCGUGGAUCAACAGCUUCCAGUUUUGGCUCUUCUGGAACUACUCAUGGAUCAACAGGUUUCAGGUUUGACUCAUCUGGAACUACUCAUGGAUCAACAGGUUCCAGGUCUGGCUCUUCUGGAACUAUUCAUGGAUCAACUGGUUCCAGUUUUGGUUCUGGAACUACUCAUGGAUCAACAGGUUCCAGUUUUGGCUCUUCUGGAACUACUCAUGGAUCAACAGGUUCCAGUUUUGGUUCUGGAACUACUCAUGGAUCAACUGGUUCCAGUUUUGGUUCUUCUGGAACUAUUCAUGGAUCAACAGGUUCCAGGUUUGACUCUUCUGGAACUACUCAUGGAUCAACAGGCUCCAGGUUUGACUCUUCUGAAACUAUUCAUGGAUCAACAGGUUCCAGGUUUGACUCUUCUGGAACUACUCAUGGAUCAACAGGUUCCAGGUUUGACUCUUCUGGAACUACUCAUGGAUCAACAGGUUCCAGGUUUGACUCUUCUGGAACUACUCAUGGAUCAACAGGCUCCAGGUUUGACUCUUCUGAAACUAUUCAUGGAUCAACUGGUUCCAGGUUUGACUCUUCUGGAACUACUCAUGGAUCAACAGGUUCCAGGAACUACUUGGACAGGUUAGGCAUUUCUGGAACUACUCAUGGAUCAACAGGUUCCAGGUUAGGCAUUUCUGGAACUACUCAUGGAUCAACAGGUUCCAGGUUAGGCAUUUCUGGAACUACUCAUGGAUCAACAGGUUCCAGGUUAGGCAUUUCUGGAACUACUCAUGGAUCAACAGGUUCCAGGUUAGGCAUUUCUGGAACUACUCAUGGAUCAACAGGUUCCAGGUUAGGCAUUUCUGGAACUACUCAUGGAUCAACUGGUUCCAGUUUUGGUUCUUCUGGAACUAUUCAUGGAUUAACAGAUUCCAGGUUUGGCUCCUCUGGAACUAUUCAUGGAUCAACAGGUUCCAAAUUUGGCUCUUCUGGAACUACUCAUGGAUCAAUAGGUUCCAAUUUUGGCUCUCCUAGAAAUAGUCAUGGGUCCUCAGGCUCCAGUUUUGGUUCUUCUGGAACUACUCGUGGAUCAACAGAUUCCAGUUUUGACACUCCUAGAUCUAACGUUGGAUCAUCAGUUAACAGUGUGAGUGCUUCUGAAAGUAGCAUUGGAUCGUUAGGUUUCGGGUUUGGCUCAUCUCCUAGAUCUUUUGUUUCUAACAUUGGUUCUGCUAAUUCUAACCUUGGUUCAGCCUCUCGAUCCAAUUUCGGCUCUGCUUCUGGAUCAAAUCAGGUAUUUUCUGGAUCAAUCCCCGAGUUCAACUUCAACUCAGGCGCCAGCUUGGAUUCCUUUAGUUCUUCCAGCGGAUUCCUCUCUGGACUGAACUCUGGUUCCAACUUGGGAUCUUCUCAAACCCCAUCGUCAUCAAUUGGGGGAACGUCCGCUCCAGGUGGAGCGUCUACUCAGCGAUCAAGUCAUCAAUACAAGAAUAAGGCAGUUUAAAAAUCUUAGUUCAUGUUAAAUAUAUAUUGCCGUGUGGCUCAUAAACCAUAUGUUAUAUUUUGAGUCUCGGGAAUAUAUUUAGUCCCCCUCGUGUAUCGAAAACUUGCAUGGAAUUUGAUUAAGGUUUCAUUUCUUUAUUGCAAAGCUACACUGCUUAUGUAACAGCCUUGCUUGGUUAAGUUUACUUAAGUUUACUAGUUUACUGGUGAAGUUACAGCAGCAGGCUCCUUAUGAGAGUUGGCUACACCAUCAAUGAGUGACCGAGUUGAUGCUGCUCUGGAAAACACUGACAGUCAUCAUGAUAUUACACUGAUGUGAUGCCGAGGGUAUAAAUAGCCUAAGCUACUCUAUCCUUUUUUGGGUGUAUUUUAUUAUCUAAAUAAACUUACUUAAACUUGAUGCUAAGUAAUAAAUUAGCGUCGCUUCAAGACAGUGUGGAUCCCUUGCAAGGUGCUUAUUUACGCCUUACUGAGAAGAUAAUUAAGCUAUUUGAAUUUGUAAUGAAGCUUGGUUUAGAUAUUUGUUAGAACACAAACAA